AUGGGAAAUCUCACCUCUGUUCAACAAAUCCAAUUGAAUCGAAGCUUAGCUCUCCCAUUCUAUGUCUGCCCAGUUCCAUGCCCUUUUUCCAACGAUCAAGAUAACCCACCAAAAUAUCGACCAGCAAUUAUUUCAUGCAGAGAGCCCUCCAUCAGAUUCUUAAGCUUCCACUACUAUAUAGCAGUAACCUGCACUUACUAUAUCUUCGAGAGAAAUGAGGGUGCAAAGCAACUGUGCCGCACCCAAACCACCACCCUAAAUGGCAUCCGAAAAUUGACCGCUGCCGAAUAUCAUUUCUUAUUGAAAAAAGAUUUACAAAAUGGUUCUUGGAUUUUUGGUAUAUUAGUGCUUUUUCUCAGUUUAUUAAUAACUGGCGUCAUGGCACAAGUUAAAAGUUGUCAAUUGGCAAUGUGUUUAAAGAAUCAAAGUACUGGUACUGUAGCAGUUGCAAUCGGUGAUGGCUCUAGUACUCAAUUUACAACAAUUCAAGUUGCUCUUGCUCAACAAUGUCCCGGAGUAACUAAUGUUACUUUUUGCUAUGUGGAUUGCAAAGGGUCAUAUGCAAACUCAGGUGCAUAUUGGAUUUGGGAACAAUGUACCUCACAAUCAGGAUCCUAUUUGUGUAAUAGUACCACCAUAUUGAAUUUAUGCGCAUUAGGACAAGAUCCAAAUUAUCCAUUUAAUACAGCACCUACACCACCUAUUCCAUCUAUUCCAGCUAUUCCGUCUAUUCCACCUACUUCCACUUAUAUCACAGCUCUUAUAUCAAAACCUUCUCAAUCAAAACCUCUUCAAUCAAAUUCAAAUCCUUCUCAAUCAAAUGUUAAUAGUUAUUCUCAAGCCAAUCAAGUUAAUGCCAGAUUAUAUCUUAUUAGUAGAUUACUUUUAGUCAUAACCAUUUUACUUUGUGUUCAUUUAUUGUGA
This is a messenger RNA of Dentiscutata erythropus, 924 nucleotides long. The record is from the annotation of a GenBank genome assembly. NCBI's taxonomy places the organism in Eukaryota, Fungi, Glomeromycota, Glomeromycetes, Diversisporales, Gigasporaceae.